Diutina rugosa is the source of this 1041-nucleotide messenger RNA. RefSeq lists its product as uncharacterized. NCBI's taxonomy places the organism in Eukaryota, Fungi, Ascomycota, Pichiomycetes, Serinales, Debaryomycetaceae. The record is from RefSeq and is a predicted model, not a curated record. The transcript has a single exon. Bases 1 to 1041 code for a protein of 346 amino acids.
AUGGCAGACUCAUUUAAACACUUCCAAGAGACCCCUGAACCUGUUCAAUAUACUGAUCCCACCAUCGACCCUCACGUAUGCGCUUCCUCCAUUGAUGACUCUGUCAUGGAAGCCGACCCUACUGCUGUUGAUAAGCUAGCCAAUCCCCAACUAGCUGGCGCUCUGGUUCAACUGAUUGUCAAAUCUGCCAACGAACUUAUUGACGAAGUUUUACAUCUCCAGACAAGGGCUGCCAAUGACGAUCGCCUGGACGUUGAAGCUUUUAGUGAAUCUCACCUGAUAAUCUAUAUUAGCGACAGCUCCCAGCCGAAUGUUGAGGUUCACGAAAAAUCUCCCGUAGUGAUUGAUCUAACUGGUGACUCCCCUCCAAAGGCUGACCUGAUCCCGUUUUUUGAUCUUAAAUUUCAUCAAAAAACAUCGGUUGAGAAAAGUUCCGAACCUGAUGAUGAGAACAUGAAAGAGCCUACCAUUUUGCUUUCGGUAGACGAGUUUUUGCAAACCCUCCCCACUGAUUAUGAUCGUGAGUGUGUCUUGAAGUUCCUUUUUGAGCUGGAAGAUCUCAUGUCUGAGAGCUACAACAAGUUUUUGAGAUUAACUGUCAAGUUGAACGAAUACGUUACCAAUCUUGUUGGAAAACUUUCCGGCUUGAGUACCACCAAAACCUGCACAAGCCCUGGUCUUACUGUAGGAGCUGAGCCACCAGCGAUCAAAAAUUUAAUUUGCGAUGUAGUUUCACUCGACAAGAUUGCGGAGAUGGUAAAGUACAAAGCCAACAUGGGCAAGCUCUUGAAAUGGUACCGUGAAAUUGUCGAGAGCCAUGAGAAUCUUGACCCCACAGAUAUGCUAGAGUUUGAGCAAGUGACCGCCGAAUACAUUGACAACUUUCGUUCGUUGGUUGAUGAAGAAUGUCAGGCGGUACGGCAAUUAGUGGCCGGAGCCUUUGAAAAUGCUAACAUUCGCCCGCUCUCAUUUGUGUCAAAGUCUUACCGGUUUUUGUUGACCACCGAUGAAGGAUCGAAAGCGAUUACAUUGAAGUAUUGA